Messenger RNA from Callithrix jacchus (white-tufted-ear marmoset), 7337 nucleotides. The record is from RefSeq and is a predicted model, not a curated record. Lineage: Eukaryota; Metazoa; Chordata; Mammalia; Primates; Cebidae.
ACUGGAAAAGAAAAAUAAAAUAAAACUUACUUCACCCAGAAUUUAUUUUUUUCUUCUAGUAAAAAUGAGCAACUUCUUUAACCAGAACUGAACUUAAAGACAAAUGUCUAAAACAAAACAUUUGCUGACUUCACUAGGCACAUCUUACAAGUAAAUUUUGGAUUCUGUAUUGACUGCCUACAAGUGCCUUCUGAGUGCAAGUUCACAGGGAAGAUUUAUUCUACAAAUCUCACACGACCAAGGUCACCUCUUUGGACUGGCAGACCCAAGGAGUCCACGUUGGGAAGCUACAUUCAUACUUCCCCUCUUGUUAAGAUCUUCAGCCUUGCUCCUCUGAUAACCAGGUCUCUCUUCUGUCCUAUUAGAAUUUAUGACCUUCGAAAAGUGAGUUACAUCUGGGUUUAUUCAAACUCCCAGCUAUCUACCACCAUAUACAUAAUAGUUCUAGAUACAAAAAUAUAAGAAGAUAUUCAGAGAUAUUGCGAUACCCUAUAACCAAUAUAAAAUGGUAAUUCAGCAGAACCAGGUGCUGGGUUUGAGAAACAGAGGUGGACAAUUGGGGCUGGGCCUAAGAAACAUUGGAGGCAAAGACAGUGACUAGAUGGGGAGCUCUGGUAAUGUAAUGCCCAGGCCUGUCCCUGGAAUUCUGCCACAGUGGGGACAUUAUUGGGGGUCUGUAGUCAUUGCAGGGUGGGAGAGGAGGAUAGAAAGAAAAGAUUGUGUGAAGGUCAGUGGGAAGUCCUCCAUUUCAUUGGUAAGAGAACUAUGUAUGCAAGUUUUCCUGUGUUUAGCCUCACACUUGAUUGGACCUUUAAGAACUGAUUAUACACUGCAUUUCCCUGGCAGUUUUUGGCAUCUCAGAUGAGGAAGAGUAAUGAGGGACAGGUGAUGGUGACAACUAUUAAUAAGAUCUGAAAGCAAGCAGUCUCAUGAAAGGUGGCCAGGAGAGGGCAGUCACCUUUUAUCAAGAGCACAAACUGAAAUUGCAAAGAAUACUUAGGCUACAAGGCUAUAAAGGUGAUGCAGGCUUAAUCAAAAUGCAGUGUCUUGAGCAUGGUAGACUCUUAGAACAUGUUUGCUAAAUAUACCUUAGCCGCUGCUUUUCCCCAGAGCUCAUCAGAGUUCCACAGAAACCUGGUCCCUUCCAAAAAACCGAAGAAUGACUCUAAAGAAAAGUGAUUGCAAAUCCAGAAGGCAGCUUUGCCUUACUGGUUGGUAACAGCAGGAUUUUCUAUUCCUUGCAGUUUAUUUUGGCAUAGGCUAGUGUCUCAUGCAGACAGCUACCAUUUGCAAUUGUUAACAUGUUUUUCCUUUUUCAUCUCCCAGUAUACUCUCUUCCUGUUGUUAAACGCAGUCAAUUCACCAAUGAAAUCUGCUUUAUAAACUGCUGCAUUUUCUUUCUCCAUGGAUGGGAUUAAUGCCAUUAUGUUCUAUGUCAUCUAAAUGGUGUUGGCUUCUAGGCACCAAGGUGUUAUUCCAGAGGAAAGAAGAGUAAUUGUGGACACAGGCAGGCUGAGGGCUAAGCUAAUGAUUUCAUGCAUUUUGUGAUAAUCCUUAAUUAAGAUCCAAGUUUUAUUCUGUUGGAUUUAGUCUACAAACUGCUGAAAAUCAUUCUUGAAUUAACACUGGGUGGAUAUAAAAGCAGUAAGCCAAGAAGUUUGCACUUUUUUCAGCUGUAGCAGUUUAUUUAGCUGGAGAAACUUUAGUGGGUGGUCCAACCUUCAUAACCAGGAAGAAUAGAGUAGAAGUGUAAAGGCCUUGGUGGAAGGAGGGCAGGAGUAUCCUUUCCAUUUCUUCAGUUUUAUCAUAGCCUAUAAAUUAGUUCAUUAGGUAUGUUGAUCUUGUAGGAGCUUGUAUUUUAACAUUUGCUCCAUCAAAUUGUUUAAUUUAAUUCUAAGAAUAAGCCCACUGAAAACUAUUCCUAAUUAAUAAAAUGAAUAAGAGUAAUAGAUGUUAAUAGAAACAAAGACAUCAUUUGGUUUGUUUUUGGAGGGGGCACAGAGAAUGCAGUAACAUAAUAGGUUAGCUUUUUGUUGUCUUCUUUUUCUUUGUUCUUUGUAGUCAUUAUAAUCUCUAAUUGGUAUUUGUUCUUGACUUUUCUCAGUGUGCUUCCACAUGGGAGAGACAAAAUUCUCAAGGCUGGUGUACAAAAAAACCUUAAUAAAUUGCCCAUCAAUUAGCCACCUUGAUUUUCACCUUUAAAGCAGUUGAGUGUAGCAGAGAUUAAGAUUAAUUUCUUAGGUGUCACUGCUUCUUGCCUACUUAAACCAGUUCAUCUUUACCAUAAAUGCUUAGGCCAAAAAAAAUCACAAUAGAGGCAAUAUGGUACAGUGAUUGUGGACUCUGGAGUAAGGUGGGCUGGUUGAAAUCCUGGCUUGGUUACUUCCCAGCUGUGUGACCCUGGGGUUCAGGGUUCCCUUUUGCAACAAGACAUGAUUGCAGAGCUUCUUCAUAGGGUUAUAUGUGGCUCCAAUGAGAAAAUACAUGAAAAGAACUGAAAGCAGUAUCUGACUCUGGAGAGAAUGUAGGGAAGAGACAAUGGAGGAAAGAGGAAAGAGGACAAGGAAAUGGGAGAUGCAGAGAAAGUUCAAGAAGAAAAGUAGAAGAACCUCAAAUAGAAAAUUAAUUUUCAGUUUUUCCUGAGAAGAGAUAUAUAGACAUGUUCAUGUGGCUUUGGAAAGCCUUGGAACCCAUCAGCAAGAGGAUUGGAAAUUGCAUUGAAACAGAAGUAUAGACCUGCGUGACUUAUGUCCUGGCCAGUUGCCUCAUGUCCUUUGUGGUCAAAUUGAUCUCUACUGGCACUGUCAAAGGAUUUUUUAUGAACAGCUGGUCGGGGCAAACUUCGAAACCUCAUUGUUUGCACUUGAGUGCCAGAAUGUGUAAUUAUUUACCAGCGUUCACUUAGGGAUGUCAGUGUAGAUUUUAGGGAGAGAAAGAACUACAUUUAAAAUUUGGAGGCAUCUUUUUCAGUCUGCCUGCCCUGGUGUUUGUUAUAGCACUUAGUUCAGCAUGUAACAGCGGAACCUACUGGUUAAAUCAUUAAGCAUUUAUUAUUUUAAAACUCAUCUCAAAGCAAAAAUUAACCAUCAUGUUGAAGCUCUUUUCUCUGAGAACGACAUUUACUCUGAGUUUUAUGCCAAUGGACUAAUUGGAGGGUUGAGAAAAUAAAUUUUGGAAAGACAACAAUAACUUCAGAAUUUUCCUUGGAUGAAGGUUUUCUUUUUAACACCUGAACUGAGCUUUAUCAAAACAGUCCUACAGGUAUGGAUCUCUGGCAGCUGCUGUUGACCUUGGCACUGGCAGGAUCAAGCGAUGCUUUUUCUGGACGUGAAAAAACACAAAGAAUGCAGACAUUGAUUCCAACUGGGAGAAAGAAAAAGUGCUCCAUAAAGAAGACACUCAGAUUGACCUUGAAAGCCACAGCAGCUAUCCUUAGCAGAGUAUCCCAGAGUCUGCUAAGUGUUAAUCCAGGCCUAAAGACAAAUUCUUCUAAGAAGCCUAAAUUCACCAAGUGCCGUUCACCUGAGCUAGAGACUUUUUCAUGCCACUGGACAGAUGCAGUUCAUCAUGGUUUAAAGAACCCAGGACCCAUACAGCUGUUUUAUACUAGAAGGAACGCUCAAGAAGGGACUCAAGAAUGGAAAGAAUGUCCUGAUUAUGUUUCUGCUGGGGAAAACAGCUGUUACUUUAAUUCAUCGUUUACCUCCAUCUGGAUACCUUACUGUAUCAAGCUAACUAGCAAUGGUGGUACAGUGGAUGAAAAGUGUUUCUCUGUUAACCAAAUAGUGCAACCAGAUCCACCCAUUGCCCUCAACUGGACUUUACUGAACAUCAGUUUAACUGGGGUUCAUGCAGACAUCCAAGUGAGAUGGGAAGCACCACCCAAUGCAGAUAUUCAGAAAGGAUGGAUGGUUCUGGAGUACGAACUUCAAUACAAAGAAGUAAAUGAAACUCAGUGGAAAAUGAUGGACCCUAUCUUGUCAACAUCAGUUCCACUGUACUCAUUGAGAGUGGAUAAGGAAUAUGAAGUACGUGUGAGAUCCAAACAACGAAAAUCUGAAAAUUAUGGAGAGUUCAGCGAGGUGCUGUAUGUAAAACUUCCUCAGAUGAGCCAAUUUACAUGUGAAGAAGAUUUCUACUUUCCAUGGCUCUUAAUUAUUAUCUUUGGAAUAUCUGGGCUAACAGUGAUGCUAUUUGUAUUUUUAUUUUCUAAACAGCAACGGAUUAAAAUGCUGAUUCUGCCCCCAGUUCCAGUUCCAAAGAUUAAAGGAAUUGAUCCAGAUCUGCUCAAGGAAGGAAAAUUAGAGGAGGUGAACACAAUCUUAGCCAUUCAUGAUAGCUGCAAACCUGAAUUCCACAGUGAUGACUCUUGGGUUGAAUUUAUUGAGCUAGAUAUUGAGGACCCAGAUGAAAAGACUGAGGGAUCAGACACAGACAGACUUCUAAGCAGUGACCAUGAGAAAUCACAUAGUAACCUAGGGGUGAAGGAUGGCGACUCUGGACGUACCAGCUGUUAUGAACCUGACAUGCUGGAGACUGAUUUCAAUGCCAGUGACAUACAUGAUGGUACCUCACAGGUUGUUCAGCCACAGAGGUUAAAAGGGGAAGCAGAUCUCUUGUGCCUUGACCAGAAGAAUCAAAAUAACUCACCUUAUCAUGACGCUUGCCCUGCUAUUCAUCAGCCCAGUGUUAUCCAAGCAGAGAAAAACAAACCGCAACCACUUCUUACUGAUGGAGCUGAGUCAACUCAUCAAGCUGCCCAUAUUCAGCUAAGCAAUCCAAGUUCACUGGCAAACAUUGACUUUUAUGCCCAGGUGAGCGACAUUACACCAGCAGGGAGUGUGGUCCUUUCACCAGGCCAAAAGAACAAGGCAGGGGUGUCCCAGUGUGACAUGCAUCCAGAAGUCUCGCUCUGCCAAGCAAACUUCAUUAUGGACAAUGCCUACUUCUGUGAGGCAGAUGCCAAAAAAUGCAUCCCUGUGGCUCCUCAUAUCAAGGUUGAAUCACACACAGAGCCAAGCUUUAACCAAGAGGACAUUUAUAUCACCACAGAGAGCCUUACCACUACUUCUGGGAGGCCUGGGACAGCAGAACAUGUUCCAGGUUCUGAGAUGCCUGUCCCAGAUUAUACCUCCAUUCAUAUAGUUCAGUCCCCGCAGGGCCUCAUACUCAAUGCGACUGCCUUGCCCUUGCCCGACAAAGAGUUUCUCUCAUCGUGUGGCUAUGUGAGCACAGACCAACUGAACAAAAUCAUGCCUUAAGACUUUCUUUGAUUUCCCAAGAGCUACGUAUUUAAUGGCAAAGAAUUGGCUGGGGCAUGAACACUUAAACCAAAACAAUGUUUAAACCUUUUUGUGGGGAUGACAGGGUGGGGUGUGGAUUCUAAAUGCCUUUUCCCAAAAUGUUGAAAUAUGAUUAAAAAAAAUAAGAGGAAUGCUUAAUCAGAUAGAUAUUCCUAUUGUACAUUGUAAAUAUUUUAAAGAAUUGUGUCAGACUGUUUAGUAGCAGUGAUUGAUUAUCUUAUUAUUGUGGUGUUAAUUUUGUGAUACCAAGCAUUGAAUGGCUAUGGUUUUAAUGUAUAGUAAAUCAUACUUUUUGAAAAAGUGAAAAAGUCAGGUGGCUUUCGCAGUUCAGGAAAACUGAAUGCAAACCAUAGAACAGGCUAAUUCUUUUUGUUGUUUUUUAAAGAAAACGCUUUUUUAUUUAAAAAUUAAAUUAAAACUAUAAGUGAGAAAUUAAAACUAUAAGCAAGAAGGCAAAAAUAGUUUGGAUAUGUAAAACAUUUAUUUUGACAUAAAAUUGAUAAGGUAUUUUUAAUAAUUUAGACUUCGAGCAUGGCUAUUUUAUAUUAAGCUACACACUGUGAACUGCAGUUGGUGUGACCCCUCUAAGGAGUAUAGUAACUACAGUCCAAAGCUGGUUUAAUGCUUCGGCCAGUGCACCUAAAGAAAAAAAACUAGUUUUUUACAAAGCCCUUUUAUACCUCCCCAGACUCCUUACACAAUUCUAAAAUGAUUGUAAAAUUUUGCAUUAUUAGAACAUAAUUAUUUUAUCUGAAUUUUUAAACAAAUAUUUGUUAAUUUGGAAAACUUUAAAGUGUUUGCACAGAUCAACUUACUGUGCACCAAAAGAAGUAAAAGCAAAAAAAGAAAACUUUUCUUCACCAAAUCUUGGUUCAUGCCAAAAAAAAUACAUCCUAAGAGAAGCAGAAAUCAUAGUUGGUUCAUACUUAACAAGGUGCUUAAGUGCUGUGGUUGCACAUGGAAUGAGUUUUUUAGUGUGUGCAGAUGGUGAGAGAUAAGAUCUAUAUCCUCUGCAGCAGAAUCUGUUCACACCCAAAAUUAGUUUUGUUACAUAAUUAUCUAGGAAGGGAAUAAGGUACAAGAAGCAUUUUGUAAAUUGAAGCAGAUUAGUUUGGGUAAUGAAACAAAGAGUUCAAGAACUAGGUUUUUGUUUCAUGGCCCAUAACCAGACACAUACUCAUUUUUCAUGGUAAUGAACAGAUCAUAGACAGAAGAAACAAGGUUUUCAGUUCCCACAGAUAACUCAAAAUUAUUUAAACCAGUAAAAGAAACUCUCUUUCUCACUAGACCUUUUAUAGCAUGUAUUUAAAAUAGCAAAAGAAUAAGUUUUAUCAUUUUUUACUUCCUCUUUGAGUGGAUUGGCCUCAAAGCAGGCAUUCAAAAGAAAAAGAAGGGGCCUGAGUAAUUUACAAAUUAUUUUGCAAUCCCUUCAUAUCCUAACAUCAUUCUUAAGAGCAUUGGGAUAGCUCCUGAAAAGGUUUAUGAAAAAGAAGAAUCUCAUCUCAGUGAAGAAUACUUCUCAUUUUUAAAAAAGCUUAAAAACUUUGAAGUUAGCUUUAAUUUAAAUAGUAUUUCCCGUUUAUCUCAGACCUUUUUUAGGAAGCAAGCUUAAUGCUGAUAAUUUUAAAUUCCCUCUUUCCUGCAGGAAGGACUAUGAAAAGGUAGAACUGAGUGUUUAAAUUACAACAUGUUAUCUGUAAUAGUUUAAUAGAUUUUCUGCUACUUUGCUGCUAUGGUUUUCUCCAAGAGCUCCAUAAUUUAGUUUCAUAUAAAGUAUCAUCAGUGUAGAACCUAAUUCAAUUCAAAGUUGUGUGUUUGGGAGACUAUCUUACUAUUUCACAACAGGCUGACAACAUUUCUGUAGCCAAAAAUAGCUAAAUACCUCAAUCGGUCUCAGAAUGUCAUUUUGGUACUUCGGUGGCCACACAAGCCAUUAUUCACUAGUAUGACUAGUUGUGUCUGGCAGUUUAUAUUUAGCACUCUUUAUGUCUGUGGAUUUUUUCCUUCAAAGUUUAAUAAAUGUAUUUUCUUGGA